AUGCAGUGCCCACCUGAAGAAAACCUAAUUUCCCUUUGGUUGGCAGAUUACGGUUCUCAGAGCAGCUGCCGUACGGAGAGGCUGAAGGGUUUUGCGGUGGCUCGAGCAACUCUGGUGGACGGGAGGUCAGUGGCUAAGGGGUUGACUCGAGAAUCAAGUUCAGGAAGAAAACCAUGGGUUAGAUGUUCUGGUGAGGGAAAUCGAGUUCCAGUUGGGCAAAAUGAAUCGUGCCGGAUGGGAUGGUACGGGAAGGUAAACACAAGAUUAAGAUCGAAGAAACGCAAGAUGAUUUAUCACCCAUUGCCGGCAAGGAAGAGCGUUGCCGGCGCCGUAGAACAUGACCGGUGGAGAUUCCUCGAUACUUAUGUUUGA
Messenger RNA from Arabidopsis thaliana (thale cress), 372 nucleotides. RefSeq lists its product as uncharacterized. The transcript has 2 exons. The record is from RefSeq and is marked reviewed. The coding region runs from base 1 to 372 and encodes 123 amino acids. Lineage: Eukaryota; Viridiplantae; Streptophyta; Magnoliopsida; Brassicales; Brassicaceae.